GAUGAUAGAGCCAGACCCCCCGGACCACCACUACCCGGACCCAAACCCGGACGAAGAUUUUGUUGAAAAUUCGGAAAAACGAGUUCAGACGAGAACAAUUAAGGAUUAAUUAGUAUUUAGUGUGUGAUGGAAAUUAGUGAACCUCAAGUCGCAUGCCGCACUGAUUCGUCAGUCCUCGUCGGAGUCGGAAUUUUGCGUUUUCUUUGAGUUCAGUUAGCAAAAUAGCCCUCAAAAUGUCUGUGGUGCGAACGAAAGUUCUCGGUUUGGUGGACGUGAUUAUGCGAGUGCCGAGCUUGUUUAUCAUCGACGAAAUCCUCAAGAUGGGCUUGGGCGUUCCGCUAGCCAAAACUCCUCUUCAGUCGGCCAACCACACGACCCAGCUGCAGCCUUCGAUGCUGUUAAUGCCUUCCGCCGAGGAAGACCGAGGAGGGGUGGAGGACAACAUCGAGCUCUACAAAUUCAUCUCGAUGUCCGUGCUGAGGUUCCUGCUCUGCUCGUUCGGUGCUAUCAGUGCAACAUGCGUGUUUAUGCUCUGGACAAGACAUUUAGUAAUAGUAUAUAUGUACGUGAUAUCCGUCGGAUUGAUAUUCUUGUCGUACUGGAGCAAUGUCUCAGCCUUGUCGCUAAUAUCGGACAGUCCCAGCCUACUCGAGGACAUGCUAUCACUGAACACGGAACGUUUGCUCGAUCCCGGUGGCGUACUAUUUUCGAUACUACCGCAUCUGGUCGCGCAAUGGCUCAUGGGAGUCAUCUUCGCCUAUAUUCAUCUGGGACCUAGGUAUAAAAUCACGCAAAAGGCCCUACCGAUUAGUUUCCUGAUGCCACUGCUGCUUGCCAUGCUUCCACUGCCCUCGGUGGUUCUGAAGCAUUCUCCAGCGUUUGCCGCAGUAUUGCCACUGGUACUGUCGAAAAUUGCGCUUUGGAGUUCAUCCUUCGAUGUUGUCAAAACGAUCCUUAGCGGAUACCAACACGCGAGGGCUUACGCAGGGAAUUUUGGUAUCGCCACGCUCAUCGAAAACGAAUGGCAGCGACUCAACGUACCGUCCGUGCUGCGCGUUUUCUGGAGCAUCCGUAUAGCCGAACAUUUGAUCAGUCUGCUGAUGUCUUCGGACGCGCCGCUUUACUUUGCGGCCACGAUGAAGACGCUGCUGGUGAGCGGCUGUGAAACGCUGACCGCCGUUCUCGGGAUGACCAGCAUUAUCUCGCUCAUCUGCCACUACAUCGGCAAGAUGGUGCAGCUAUUCCUGCUUUCCGAGGACUACGACGAGGACAAAUCGAUUGGUACGGUCUCGGCAAUACUGUUCUACAUUCUGGCGCUCCAAACAGGUCUGACCUCGCUGUCGCCAGACAAACGCUUCGUUAGAUUGUGCCGCAAUAUGUGUUUGCUGGUGACGGCUUUGUUGCACUUUCUGCACAACAUAGUUGCACCCAUACUAAUGUCACUGAGUGCCGCCCGCAACCCUUCGCGAAAGCGACACGCACGUGCGUUAAUGGUGUGUGCUUUCCUUCUAAUCGCACCGAGCUCACUGCUCGCUGUGUUAUGGUCACGCCACACACUUUCUACGUGGCUACUAGCCGUCACGGCUUUCUCGGUGGAAGUGAUCGUAAAGGUAUUGGUUAGUUUAGCAACCUACACCCUCUUCCUGCUCGAUGCCCGGCGUCAUACGUUCUGGGAGAAGCUGGACGACUAUGUGUACUACAUCCGCGCAUUCGGUAAUUCAGUGGAGUUUUGCUUUGGUAUUUUCCUGUUUUUCAAUGGAGCUUGGAUAUUGAUAUUCGAAUCCGAAACGAUUCCCAUAGGCGGUGCUAUACGCGCACUGAUGAUGGGCAUCCACGCGUACUUCAACAUCUGGUGCGAGGCCCGAGCUGGUUGGGGUGUGUUUAUGAAGCGCCGGACAGCUGUGCACAAGAUAUCAUCCCUUCCUGAGGCGUCCGUCUCCCAAUUGAGACAUUUUGAUGACGUGUGUGCUAUUUGCUACCAGGAAAUGACGUCUGCCAAGAUCACACGUUGCAAUCACUACUUUCACAGUGUAUGUCUGCGAAAGUGGCUUUACGUGCAAGACCGAUGCCCGUUGUGUCAUGAGAUCAUUAUGAACCAGGAUGGAAGCCCCGGUGAAGAGACCGUCCCCGAUGAGCAUGUGAACGAAAAUGAGCAUGCACCAGAUGCGGCCUCGCAGGCGUCGCAUCAAAAUAGUCUUCAAGGCGCUAAUAGCAUCCCGAGCACGACUAACGCCGCAGGGAGACAAUCGACAACGAGUCCUUCGCCUAUAGCGAAAGACAGCCAGAAAAGCGCCGUUGCAUCUGCUGUGGUAGCUCCUAAGGGCGAAAGCAUGUCGCAUAGCUAUUCCUCUAGUGCCGAGAGUAGCAGCAGCAGCAGCAGCAGCAGCAGCAGCAGUAGUGCAGCUGGAGAGAUUGGAAGCAGUGGGAGUACAGGAACUGUAGGUGGAUCCCUAUCUUAUCGACCGCUAGGCUCGGCUUCAACGCUUUCUUUCUCGUUUCGGCACCGCCAUGUUCUACUGCAACAGCAGCCGCAACAGAUGCAAUCAAUCGGCAACCUUAGUCAGUCCACUCCUAUCAAUGAUGCGCCUUCUAGAGCGCAAAUGGAGUUUCUUUCAGGACGGAUAGCCUCAGAACCAACAACGGCAUCGUCGGCAUCUGGUACUUCCGAACAGCGGACGGCACCUGAUCAUCGAUCAUCAGUUUCGAUGAAGAGUGAAUACCUCGACGAUGUACAAUAGAUGACACUUGAUCAUACUAGAUACCCAGAACUGAACCCAAGAUUACAACAUGCUAUCCAAGAGGCAUAUAGUCUAGUGAAUGUGAUGUGACACGGAUUGUGCCAGGUCGGAUCUAUAUAGAAACUAACUGCCCGGUGUGGAGAGGAGGCAUUGUGUAGAUAUUGGUCAAAGCUUUGUAUAAGAAUGUGAUCCCCCAGGGAUUUGAUGUGCUGUUAAGACUAUGAAAAAUAUGACUUACAGGCUUGGCAGCGCAAUGUUUCUAUAUUCAAAGUUAAAAACGUCUUAUCGAGAAUGCGACAAUGCUAGCAGAGGUCGUGAAUCGUAAGGAAACGGACCAUUGAGGGUGAAGGAUAAUCUGGACAGGCUUAUUAACCACGGCGAUGGAUAUUCUUUAUCCAAAACGAUCGUUUGUAUCGGCAUGGUUGCGUUUGCGUAAUUAUGCGGUAAUGACAAGGGUCUCUCCCUUAAUUGUCGGUGAACAAAAGGGCGACCCAAGUGUUGUGUAAUGUAUACUCCCGGCUGGAUAGAGCUGGACAGCGAGAGUAGAGAAAUCGCAGAAUAGCAGCACGAAAGUCUAUUCAGCAAUCGCCUGUUCCAUCGAUGUUCAAUAUGCGCCACAAAUGAAUGUCUCACUACACAAAGAACAUAAUUACCGCGUAAGGAAACCAGAGCAGGUGAAGAAAAAAAGGUGUAUUUAACGUGUCCAACUGGUGACUGUGACCCCUCUUGCCCCGUCCUUCACGCUCCGUGCGUAAUUGUUCCUCUUCAUUUAUUGUAUAAAUUGAAUAACAAACAAUGGGGCAAGUGUUUAGAACCCUCAUUGAUGAUACUCCGCGCCGUGAAAAUGAUUAGUUGGCAUGAAAGUAAAGAAGGAUCUAUAAGCACAAUCGACAACAAAACCAUUGCCACGCUGUUCACGCUGAUAAUGCCAUUAAGCAAUAAUUCUCGAAGUUUUCUUGCGUUGGAUGUUUAUUUUAGAUUACUGUUUUUUUUUUAAACCCUGCCAGUCUCCAACUUUUCCUUUUCCGUGGUCUUUUAUUCCUUACAGCAAAACUCCCACUAGGGACUGUGUACAUAUUGGUGAUACGCAAACAGCCGGCUAACUGGUAAGCCACAAAAAAUGUGGAAAUAUGAGGUGAUAUAUAAUAAAAGAAAAGGCUAAAUCCUUAGUGCGUAA
Molecule: messenger RNA, 3915 nt
Organism: Anopheles darlingi
Lineage: Eukaryota; Metazoa; Arthropoda; Insecta; Diptera; Culicidae
Gene: Trc8
Product: protein TRC8 homolog
Exons: 8
Coding region: 234-2738 (834 amino acids)
Biological process (GO): ERAD pathway
Cellular component (GO): endoplasmic reticulum; endomembrane system
Molecular function (GO): ubiquitin protein ligase activity
Source: RefSeq, a predicted model, not a curated record